Molecule: messenger RNA, 1569 nt
Organism: Plodia interpunctella (Indianmeal moth)
Lineage: Eukaryota; Metazoa; Arthropoda; Insecta; Lepidoptera; Pyralidae
Gene: Poxm
Product: Pox meso
Exons: 5
Coding region: 66-767 (233 amino acids)
Biological process (GO): regulation of transcription by RNA polymerase II; anatomical structure development
Molecular function (GO): DNA-binding transcription factor activity, RNA polymerase II-specific; RNA polymerase II cis-regulatory region sequence-specific DNA binding
Source: RefSeq, a predicted model, not a curated record
GGGCGGACGCUCGUGUAGUGUUGUUAUGGUGCGUGUGAGUGAGUGACGGAGCUCGGAUCGAGGACAUGAUGUUGGGAGGAAUGGACGGGAAAGAGUAUGGAGCGCUGCACGCCGCAGCGGCGGCGGCGGGGUACACCAUGGAGGGUGACCCCAGCGGCGGGGCAAUGGGCAACCCAGGCGUGGGCGGCGGCACGCAACAGUAUGGCGAGGUGAACCAAUUAGGUGGAGUUUUCGUCAACGGCAGACCUUUACCAAACGCAGUCAGAUUACGGAUAGUGGAGCUGGCGCAACUAGGAAUUAGGCCCUGUGAUAUCAGUAGACAGUUGAGGGUAUCCCACGGUUGCGUCUCCAAGAUCCUGGCGAGGUACCACGAGACCGGCUCCAUCCUGCCUGGUGCUAUCGGCGGCUCCAAACCCAGAGUCACAACGCCCAAGGUGGUGUCCUACAUAAAACAGCUGAAAGCGAAAGACCCCGGCAUCUUCGCGUGGGAGAUCCGCGACAGACUGCUCGCUGACGGUGUCUGCGACAAAUACAACGUGCCUUCAGUCUCCAGCAUCAGCAGGAUACUGAGGAACAAGCUCGGCGGCGGCGGCACCUUGUACCCCGUGCCCCCGCUGUACCCCGUGCCCCCUCAGCGGUGCUGGCCCCUGCACCAGCCUUAUGACUACUACGUUUACCUUCAGGGCCGGCAGCACGCGACAGGCAAUCCCCACUCGUUGCCACAUCCCCACCAACAGCCCCCACCACACCACACGCAUGCGCUCUGACGUCACGCAUACCCCACCAAUCACGAGCGGUGACGACGCCACACAAAAGAAAAAACAAUGAAGCAAACCGCAUGCGACAUCGAAUUGCCGCAUCGGAUUUUCGCUAAAAUAGUGAAUAGCGAAGUGAUUUCAGAACUAUACUCACACCAGUGAUGCAGAUUAUAGUAUUACUUGCUGUAAAUAAAUUGUGUAAGAUAAUAGAGAAAGUAUAGAUUUUAUAGGUUAAGAUAACGUUCAAAGACUUGGAUUUUGUUUGACUGAAAUCAAUACCUACUGAGUACGUCAUAGUAUCACGACUAUUUUUUAUCAACAUGCCGCUUAUCUCACACGCUUACAUAAGAAUAAUUAAAAUAAGAAGCUGACACAUAAAGUAGACAAGGAUAUUUAACAUAAUGAUAAAAGAUAAAACUUUUGAAAAGUCGCAGUACAUUGAGACAACCUGUAUAGACGAUAUACCAUAUGAAUGAAAGUCAGUGAUAUUUGUGUUCUGAAAUUAUAUUUCAGGAAUAUGUUAUCAUACUAGUUACUUGCUUACAUCUAAUUCUUGAGUAUCAGUCAAACAAAUACACACACAUACCUAUUUAUGUUUUGUAUGGAGGUAAAUUAUAAGAUGGUGCAAUGUUGUACAUAUUAUUAUUAUCGUUGGAUUUAGAAUUAAUAUUACCAGUAGGUACUUAAAUAUUGUAGUUAUGUAAUCUAUUGUAUGUACGUGUAUUAUGUUAUGAGUCUGUAAAAAUAUUUAUGUGCUCAGCAAAUCUCUUUCCAUUUUGCUACAAGAAAUAAAUUGGUUUGUUCUGAUUAA